Loxodonta africana (African savanna elephant) is the source of this 7820-nucleotide messenger RNA. RefSeq names its product insulin like growth factor 2 mRNA binding protein 1 (gene IGF2BP1). Bases 66 to 1799 code for a protein of 577 amino acids. NCBI's taxonomy places the organism in Eukaryota, Metazoa, Chordata, Mammalia, Proboscidea, Elephantidae. The record is from RefSeq and is a predicted model, not a curated record. Gene Ontology annotation, molecular function: mRNA 3'-UTR binding. The transcript has 15 exons. Gene Ontology annotation, biological process: nervous system development; regulation of gene expression. Gene Ontology annotation, cellular component: cytoplasm; cytosol; nucleus.
GCCCGCACGCGCGCCCGCUCGGUUCGGCCUCGCCGGGGACCGCGUCCUGCCCGGAGACCGCCACCAUGAACAAGCUGUACAUCGGCAACCUCAACGAGAGCGUGACCCCCGCGGACUUGGAGAAAGUGUUUGCGGAACACAAGAUCUCCUACAGCGGCCAGUUCUUGGUCAAAUCCGGCUAUGCCUUCGUGGACUGCCCAGACGAGCACUGGGCCAUGAAGGCCAUCGAAACUUUCUCCGGAAAAGUAGAACUGCAAGGAAAACGCCUAGAGAUUGAGCACUCGGUCCCCAAAAAACAAAGGAGUCGAAAAAUUCAGAUUCGAAAUAUUCCACCCCAGCUCCGAUGGGAGGUACUAGACAGUCUGCUGGCUCAAUAUGGUACAGUAGAGAACUGCGAGCAAGUGAACACCGAGAGCGAGACAGCAGUGGUGAAUGUCACCUAUUCCAACCGCGAGCAGACCAGGCAAGCCAUCAUGAAGCUGAAUGGCCACCAGCUGGAGAACCACGCCUUGAAGGUCUCUUACAUUCCUGAUGAGCAGGUAGCACAGGGUCCUGAGAAUGGGCGCCGAGGAGGCUUUGGCUCCCGGGGUCAGCCCCGGCAAGGCUCACCUGUGGCAGCAGGGGCCCCAGCCAAGCAGCAACAAGUGGACAUCCCCUUGCGGCUCCUGGUGCCCACCCAGUAUGUAGGCGCUAUCAUUGGCAAGGAGGGUGCCACCAUCCGCAACAUCACAAAACAGACCCAGUCCAAGAUAGACGUACACAGGAAGGAGAAUGCAGGUGCGGCCGAGAAGGCCAUCAGCGUCCACUCGACCCCUGAGGGCUGCUCCUCCGCCUGUAAGAUGAUCUUAGAGAUUAUGCAUAAAGAGGCAAAGGACACCAAAACGGCUGAUGAGGUUCCCCUGAAGAUCUUGGCCCAUAAUAACUUUGUGGGGCGUCUCAUUGGCAAGGAAGGGCGUAACCUGAAGAAGGUGGAGCAGGACACAGAGACGAAAAUCACUAUCUCCUCGUUGCAGGACCUCACCCUAUAUAACCCUGAGAGGACUAUCACUGUGAAGGGGGCCAUUGAGAACUGCUGCAGGGCCGAGCAGGAAAUCAUGAAGAAAGUUCGAGAGGCCUAUGAAAAUGAUGUGGCUGCCAUGAGUCUGCAGUCUCACCUGAUCCCUGGCCUGAACCUGGCUGCUGUGGGCCUUUUCCCAGCCUCAUCCAGUGCGGUCCCACCACCGCCCAGCAGCGUCACUGGUGCCGCCCCCUAUAGCUCCUUUAUGCAGGCUCCAGAGCAGGAGAUGGUGCAGGUGUUCAUUCCUGCCCAGGCGGUAGGCGCCAUCAUUGGGAAGAAGGGCCAGCACAUCAAACAGCUCUCCCGGUUUGCCAGCGCCUCCAUCAAGAUUGCCCCUCCUGAAACUCCUGACUCCAAAGUUCGAAUGGUCAUCAUCACUGGACCCCCAGAGGCCCAAUUCAAGGCUCAGGGAAGAAUCUAUGGCAAACUCAAGGAAGAGAACUUCUUUGGUCCGAAGGAAGAAGUAAAAUUGGAGACCCACAUCCGUGUGCCCGCAUCAGCAGCUGGCCGGGUCAUUGGCAAAGGUGGCAAAACGGUGAACGAGUUGCAGAAUUUGACAGCAGCUGAGGUGGUGGUGCCAAGAGACCAGACUCCUGAUGAGAAUGACCAGGUUAUUGUCAAGAUCAUCGGGCAUUUCUAUGCCAGCCAGAUGGCUCAGCGGAAGAUCCGAGACAUCCUGGCUCAAGUUAAGCAGCAGCACCAGAAGGGACAGAGUAACCAGGCCCAGGUACGGAGGAAGUGACCAGCCAUUUCCCAUCCCAGCAAAUCCAGGACAACAAAUGGAAGUCGAGAGUGCACGUUCAAUGUAGGCCUGAGAAUGAGUGGGAAUCAGGGAUAUGGAAGCCCGACUGUAGAUCAGGUUUGCCCACUUGGCUUGAGAAAGAUGUUCCAGUGAGGAACCCUGAUCUUGACUCCAAACACCCAGCCAGUUGACCUAACACUGCCUACCUUUCAGGGUGUCACCACUGAAAUUCUAUCUCAGGGUGCUUUUAAACGUGGAUUAGGUGAGUUCUCCAGGCCCCACUGAGAGGAUAGGUCAGACCCCACUGGGAAAUGAAAUAAAAUUUCCUUCAGUCUUUUAAAAGAUACAAAGGAUGGUUUGCUUCUUGCCCCUAAAGUCUUUCUGCUCUUCUCCUUUUACUUGGUUUGUAUGAUUAAAAUACUUCCGUUCUCAUGUCCUGACACGCCCUUCUCUAUGCUCAUACUAAUUGCUUUAUCUUUACUGCUAAUGGGAAAAAUGGGAACUGUUGCAUUACUUUGCUUAUAAUACAGACUUAAAGGGAGAGGAGGUGCCAGUGGCAAUAGUUCAAUCCCAGUCUUUUCCUGUCCAACCAAGGGACAGCAAGGAAUAAAGAAUGGGAGAAAAAGAUGAUUAAAAUAUAUAGUAAUCCACGUUUAAAAGGAGUGCCCUUGUGGCUGAUCUGUUCUAAAUCACUGUCCUGAAAAAUUGGCACAAUUAAAUUUCCCUCACUCUGUUGGAGUCCUCUCCACCCCAAGGUCCCUGCCCCACUCACUUUCCUCUCACCAUAUGGGUCGCAUAUCAUGUCCAGGUUCACAUGGGUGGUACCAAAUGUGCAAUGGGGUGGGGCUGAUGAUUGUCUCUGAUUCCCAUUAUUCUCAGGCGGAUUUUAUAUUUUUUUAAAGUCUAUUUUAAUGAUUGGAUACGAGCACUGGGAAGGGGAUGCUAAUUCCCCUUGAUAAAGUCUCAGUUCCAUGGAGGACUUGAGUGGCCCCAAAAGCUGCCAUGGUGCCCUCAGCCCAGCCCAUGUGCUCCCAUUAGGGCUGGUUCCCAGAGGCAGGGGUUGCGGGGCACUCCCCCCCACGGCACUGUUCCCUUGGUGGUGGCGGGACUUGGAACCCAACCCUGAGCUCCCGAGAAAGCUAAAGUCCAUCAUCUGGCAAAUAUUUUGAAUAUUCAGUAAUUUGGAGAGUGCUUGCUUCUCUGUUUUUAUCCUAGAGGCAUAUUUAACAGAUGGCUUCUGCCUCCAGAAAGCAUUGUUGGCAUGAUGAAAUGUGUGCCUGAAAAACAAAAUUCAAAAUACCAGCAACUUUAUGCGUGAAGGGGUUAAUGAGCUUAAUUUAUUAAUUUACUAGGUUCAGUAAGAUCCCAUGUGAAGUUUAGCCCUGUGGAGGACAAGAGCCAUAAGUUAAAUGAGGUUAGGCCUGCCCUCCUAAUAUACUGAUUUUCGGUGAAUGUUAGCCAAGUGAUGCAUUUUAGCUACCCUGGAAAAUGCUAUCAAGUGUGCUGGGAAGGGAGGAAGACCUCUGCAUGUGGAGAAGCCCAUGCAUGGAGUUCCCUUCCUCCUGACAUUGCAACAACAACAGUAACAACAGGAAAACCAUGACGUGUGGGCGGAGUCAGGCAAUGCUGUGCGUGAAGUAAACUACCUCAAGGUAUGAAGUUACCUCAGCAAUUAUUUUCCUUUUUGUCCCCCCCCUUUUUUUUUAAUUUUUUGAUCUUUUUUUUUUUUCUUUGCGGCUUGCUGAUAUUUUAUAUAAAAGAGAAAAACAAAGCAAAAGAGAAGCUGAUAGUCUUGAAUAUUUUAUUUUUUUAAUGAAAAGAAAAAAUGAGAAAGUUAUGUUUCAUAAUUUCUUACAACAUGAGCCAGUAACCCUUUAGGAACUCUAUGGAGAAGAGUUCCAGUGGGAAAGGUAGCAGGGACUGGCACCCUGGGAAAGACUGGGGCUGAGAAAGAAGGCCUAGAGGGGCAGGGCUGCCUUGCCAGGCUCUGACCUCUGGCUUCUAGAGCCCCAAACUGCUGGCCCCUGCUGGAAAAUCCUACUUGAUAGGAUUAGAAGGCCUAGCAGAGCUGCGGGGCCCCCAAGGGCAAAACAACAGUGCCCAACAAUAGGCCCUUAACCUUCUUCCCUCUCUCCCGCUUUGGUUAAAGGACAUCCCAGCCAGUCUUUCCCACCAGAGGUGCUGUCGAGAUAUUUUAAAAAUAUUGCCUCCGUUUUAUCGAGGAGAGAAAUAAUAACUAAAAAUAUACCCUUAAAAAAAUCUAUAUUUCUCUGUCCAAAAAUAUGGGAGCCAAAAUUCCAUUCAUGGAAGAAAGACAAGGCCACCCUCUCACUUUCCGAGAGGUCCAUCUGGUUUGUCAUUGGAAUGCUUUUCAUUUUUGCUUGUUUCACUUCAAUCCCAUCUUGCUGUUCUUCUUGGUUUAUAUCCAUAGACCAGUGGGCAAACAGAUAGACAACUGCCUCCCUCCCCCCAUCUCCCUAUCUUCUUUCAGUUGAUCUGAUUGAUCCUAAAAGUGGAUCAAAUGUAGGGAAUUCUUGAUUUAGGGUGGUGGGUGGCAAGAGGGGGCAGGCUGUUACAUCAUGACCGAGGACAGGUUCCUGCCUCGUGCGUGGUCUAAUUGCCUUCUCCCCAUGCCAUUCCUUUGUAGUGCCCAGAACGGUCUACCCCAAAGAAAGGAGGAAGCAGGAAAGCAUUUAGGGAUAAUAUCAGGCCAGUAUAAUUACGCUUCCCAUCUGUUCUAACCUCAGAAAGGGUCUCCCAGUUACUUUCCAUCUCUGGCUCUCUAUGCUUUAUCUCAGAAUAAAGCAGAGAACAAACAUUCAGACGUCGGCCGUUUAGUGAUUUAAAGUGAAGUUCCAGCAGCAAGCAUGCUUUGAUAAUCUGGUUCAAAUGAUCAUCAGAAGAAAAAAAGAGAGAGAGAAAUUCCCACAGUACCUGAAAUGUGAUUGUUGCAGUGUUCAGUUUCCUUGGGAUCCUGCUCCCUUCACACCUUAAGCUCGCUUUAUCCUUUGGCUGAUCCCACUCCCAGAAGAGACCAGCUUUAAGGAAGCGUGGCACGGAACUAUAAAACUUAAUUGGAUUAGGCAAGGCUUCACUCAUCGUUUUUCUUUGCCCAGCAGGAAAAUCGGGGAAGUUACACUACCAGGAAGCAAAAGGAGUAUGAUUUGGUGGUUAAGGUUUAGCAGGAUGAAGGGCCUGUUUCUGUGGGUCCUCCUUUGACCCACAGGCAAGGUCUUGGGGCAACUCCUUGCCCUCCUGCACAGCACCUCCAUUUCCUUAGUGAGAUCACAAGCUGUAGCGAAAAGCACUUGGGAGAUUUGAAUGAUAUAAUUUGAGAAAAGUGGCUUUGGAAAAAAAAAAAAACACUUCUGUACUCUUAAGAUAUGUAUAUAUAUAUGUGCUACAUACAUAUUUUUUAAGAAAGGACCAUCUCUUUAGGAUUUUUUUUUUUUCCUUUGAAACACAUAAAAAACCAAAAUGGUUUGAUCACUAACUUGCUUUGAAGCUGCAUCUGCCAGUUACACCUAAUGGCUUUAAUCCCCUUGAGGGUCUGUUUGCCUUUUUUGGUUUGGGUUGUGGACUCAGCUCCUGUCAAGGGGUCUGGGUAGGAGAUAGCCAUUUUUAGGGACAGGGAGUUUUAUCACCCUUCUGCUCUUUCCUCCCCUCCUCCCAGUCUUUAGGAAUCUUUUUUUUUUCCCUAAGCUCUCCGCUUCCAGGGGCAGUUGGGAGCUAUUCUCUUAUUUAUGCCUCACGAUUGGCAGAAAAGACCCCAUGUAAAACCCAGAGAACACUGGAGGAAAAUACUCCAGUUGAUUCUAUGUGUCCGUUUUCCUCUGUGCCAAAGACAGACAGACAGAGGCUGAGAGAGGCCGUUUCUGAUAUCAAAGCAAUAGCCAUCUUUCAACAUGUACCUGGGCUGCCUGAGAGGGGAGGGCUCCUGGAAGCAGAGCAAGCUAAAGACAAGUCCCUUUCCUUCUGAGUCUCCUGAGGGACUUGGGAGGGAUACUUGCCAAGGGGUAGGGAGCUAAGAAAGGGGUCCUGGUUGCACUUUGGGGAAAGAGGGGAAGUUUGGGGCUCCACAUAGUCAAGCUCCUCCUUGUGGGAUUGCCCUCAAUCCCCCGCCCCCACUGUAGAGAUAGCACCGCAGGUUCCCUUCAGGCCUGGCAGACUGGCAGUGAGGAGGGGCAUCAGUUAGCUCUCAAGGGUGCCUUCCCCUCCUCCCACCCCAGACAUACCCUCUGCCAAAUGGAGAAACAGCAGUGCUAUAUAACUACCUCACAGAGCCCCUGGGGAACCACUUGAGCCUUCCUGCUUCACAAAAGAAGCUGGCACCUCUAGACAACGCUUGCCUUCCAUCUCUCAUCCAGAGAUGGGGGAUCUCUUCCUUUUUUUCCCCUGAAGUGUUUAUGAGGAGAUCCUAGUGGCUUUGACAUUCAAGCCAUACAACUGGUUUGCCUGUUCGCUGAAAACUGGUAGAAGGAAAACAGCCCAGCCUGACACAGUACUUACAGGAAGAUUGAAGAAAAAUCCUCAGCAAUGCCAGGGGACAUAAAAGCCAUUUUUCUUCCAAGUAUCUCAAUGAUUUAGAUGCAGAACAUUUCUCUUGAAUUCAGGCUUAGAGUAACACCAGCUAAAAAACUUCAGUGUCUUUCCUUCGGAUACAUCAGGCUUCUCUAUGGGGUGCAGGGCAGGGAGGAGGCCUCAUGACUGAAGGUGGUUGAGUGGGUGAGGGCAAGAGCCCUGACCCUGACCUGUGCACCUCACUGGGGCACAGUCUGAUAAUGCCAUGACUGGCGCCUUAGGAUGGUUGAAUCUGGACUGACAAAAGAAUUUUUUUUUCUUAAAUGAAAUAGCAGGAAGCUCCUUGGGAGCAUGUGUUUUGAGUAACCACAGGUGAUGGAUACUACGAGUAUAAAUGGAUUAACUACCUCAAUCCUUACAGUAAGAUCGGAGCCAAGGGCAGGGACUCAGGCAUAAGGGUAUGAAUCCUAUAGAAUGAAUCCCAGCCAGGAGAAGUGAGUUGAGGCUUGUGCCAUGAAAGGUUUGUCCUUGGGGAACAGGCAGGCCUGCCAGGAUUCCCCCACUCAUACCGAAUGGGUUGGGAGGGCUGGCCAUCAAGUCUCCCCUUUUCUCCCUAUCCUUGCCCUGGGGUCCCAUUUUUCACUCCUUUCCCUCCAGCUUGUCCCUCUGUCACCUGCUAUAGCUCUGUUGGACCAGAUGGUGAGGAAAGGAAUUGCCCCCUCCCUUCCACCAGAGGGGGCUAGUUGGAGUGAGAGCUGGGGCUUGGCCUCGAACUCACCACUUAGCCCCAAAGUCAGGAAGCCUGGGGAAGCCAGAUCUAAGACCUCUUGAACAGGGUCUCUCUGAGAUGCUCCACCUGCACAGCUCCCCCCCCCCCCCGCCUUCUUAGUCUUCAAGGGGACAGUGGGCUCUGGUAGGAGAAGAGGUGGUGCAGGACCCUUUGCCGUGAGAGUCCGGGACCUGGUCCUCUGGACCUGCUCAGGCUGUGUUUGUAGUCGGGAAGCUCCAGUGGGCCAUCCCAGCCCCUCCCCACCUUCUAAUGGACCUCCUCAUAGAAGUCCCAUUUCACUUUUGUUUUAUCUACCUCUUAGCUAAACAAUAGAGAUAAAUUAGGUAGUGGCAACUCCACUUGCUUAGGUUAGGGGGGAAAAAGAUUUCUUUUUCCAAAGGAAAAAAAAAUAUUACCUUAAAAAUACUUUCCAAAAAAUAAAAUAAAAAAACUAAACAAAAAAAAGGUAAAAAAAUUAAAAAAAAAAAAGGGAGACAUUUUCCAGUGACCACUGGAUUAUUUUAAUUCCCCCAAGCUUUCCUCUUUUUCCCCCGUGAAUAAGUUUCACUCUUUGGUGAUUUUCUUCACUUGUUUAAGAUAAUGUGCUCUUCUAACAGGUACAGCUUUCACAGUCUGCCCCCUGGCCUGCCUCACCCCCCACCCUGUGUCUGCCAAUGAGUCCUACCUGUGCUUCUCACCGUUCCUCCUUCCAGCCAGGUGACUUCAGUUCC